AUGGUUGCAACUGCUGCAACAUCCUCGUUUUUUCCUGUUACUUCAUCCUCUGACAUUGCUGGAAAACCCUCCAAACAUGGAGCUACCUCUGUUAACCUUGGAGGAUUCAAAUCCAAACAAACCUCUAAUGGAAUAAACCUUAAGGCAAAUGCGUCCCCUUCCAAAACCAACGGAACCACAGUGUUUGCUGCAACGCCGGUCAAGGUUGAAAAUGAUUCAAUAUCACAACAACAUCAUCAAAGGACAUUCAUCAAUCAGUUGCCUGAUUGGAGCGUGCUCCUUGCUGCCGUUACAACAAUUUUCCUUGCUGCUGAAAAGCAGUGGACCACGCUUGAUUGGAAGCCCAGACGACCUGAUAUGCUCGCUGACCCUUUUGAGACGUUAAUGAAUCAUUUGCAGGAAACUGCACUUAAUCAUGUUAAGACUAUUGGGCUUCUUGGGGAUGGCUUUGGUUCUACACCAGAAAUGUGCAAAAAGAACCUGAUAUGGGUUGUAACUCGAAUGCAAGUUGUGGUUGAUCGUUACCCGGUGUGGGGUGAUGUUGUUCAAGUAGACACUUGGGUUUCUGCAUCUGGAAAGAAUGGUAUGCGUCGUGAUUGGGUUGUGCGUGAUAUCAAAACAGGUGAAGUCAUGACAAGAGCAUCCAGUGUUUGGGUAAUGAUGAAUAAGCUGACAAGGAAACUGUCUAAAAUUCCAGAGGAAGCCAAAGAAGAGAUAGAGCCUUAUUUUGUUAAUUCUAAUUCAGUUGUGAAUGAGGAUAAGAGAAAGCUAACUAAACUUGAUGAUACGGCUGAAUAUAUUCGUACUGGUUUAAGUCCCAGAUGGAAUGAUCUAGAUGUUAAUCAGCAUGUUAAUAAUGUGAAGUACAUUGGAUGGCUUCUGGAGAGUGCUCCGCAGCCAAUUUUGGAGAGUCAUGAGCUGCAUUCAGUGACUUUGGAGUACAGGAAGGAAUGUGGGAGGAACAGUGUACUUGAGUCCCUGACUGAUGUAACGGAUGCCGACAUAGGAAAUUUAGCUGACAGUGGAUUUGUUGAAUGCAAACACUUGCUUCGACUGGAAGAUGGUGCGGAGAUUGUGAGGGGUCGGACGGAGUGGAGACCGAAACCUGUCAACAGUUUUGAUGUUUUGAACCAGGUUCCAUCACAGAACAUAUAA
Messenger RNA from Vicia faba (fava bean), 1155 nucleotides. The record is from the annotation of a GenBank genome assembly. NCBI's taxonomy places the organism in Eukaryota, Viridiplantae, Streptophyta, Magnoliopsida, Fabales, Fabaceae.